UAUAUCAGAAACAUCCUUCUACGCUCACCUAACUAAAAGCAGUAAAGUUCAAUCUAUUAAGCAAUGUGGAAUUCAGUGCAGUCACUUGGAUCAUAUUCAUGGAUCUUUUUGUAAUGCUUUCAGUUAUGACAAGAACUCUAAAGUGUGUGACCUGGCAAAUCUGACAUUUCUUGAGGAUCCAGCUGCUGGUGAAACAGAAAAAGCAAUCAUGAUUGAUUUUGAAUCUCCGCCUAGGAUUGACAAGAUAUGUCGUGGUGGAGAGCAUUGUUGUAAUAGAGGGAAAUGGAGACAACCUGGAGGAAGGUGGGAUGAGGAAGAUGAUUGUUGUGAAAAGCGAUGUACUACAGAACAUCCAUGCGAUGAGGGCGGGGGACACUGUGAUUCUGACUCUGAGUGUAAACACAGCGGGCAGGGUUGGCUUAAAUGUGGAGAUAACAAUUGUCUUAACACCACCUUCUUUCCAAGACAUAUCUUUCCAAGAAAUUCUGAAACAUUUGACUUCAAAUCAGAUGAUAAUUGUUGUUACAAGCCAUGCAACAAGCGUUACCAUCUGUGUGGACAAAAUGAGGUUGGAUGUCAAGAUAAUGAGGAUUGUAUUUCUGGACAUUAUUGUGUCAAAACAGCAGUACAACCAUAUUGUUCUGAAUUGAAUGAAUGCUCUCCAAACAAUGGCCAUUUUGAAGGUUUAUUACACUGUGGACGUAACACAGUUUGUGAAAAUUCAAUUGGGAGCUUUACUUGCACUUGCAAUGAAGGUUUUGAAGAUUUUGCUGAGCACAGUGGUUGCAUUGAUAUAGAUGAAUGUAGAGUUGGAACUGAUAACUGUGGUGCUAACUCUAACUGUUGGAAUUUUCCAGGAACCUUUGUUUGUACUUGCAAGGUUGGUUUCACUGGAGAUCCUGUAGCAGGGUGUACAGAUAUUGAUGAAUGUGUAAACAAUGAUUGGCAUAAUUGUAACAAUUUCCCUGGAUAUAAUGCUGAAACAUUUGGGAAAAAUGGAAUCAAGAUUUUCAACAUAAGCUCAUCAGACAUUGGAGAUCAGAACCACCAUACAUUUAGAUUUGAGGUUGCUAUUGAUAAUAAUGCUUGGUUUUAUGUUUCAAAUGCUGAUAUGACAAUUUCCUAUAGGGUUAAUUUACGUAUCCUAGGAACCGAUAUUGCAAGAUGUGAAAAUAAAAACUGUGUAAACUUAUUUACCUCGCAAAUAAGGCCAUCACUGUCCUCCAGUACAUUUAAUCUAUUCUUCAUGGAUAUCUUUUAUGAUGUUUCUUCAGGAGACACUGUUAUUACAGUUUCAGAUAAUAAGAACUCCAAUUUAUGUGUUGCCAACUAUAAAGAAAGCAUUCCAUUGGUAAUCAGCAAAAUAGGAGUUCAGAAUAAUGGACUUGGUGAAGUAGGAUAUUGGAGGAAUUUAAGAAAGAGUGUGCUCCAGCAGCUGUGCAUAAACACAGUGGGAAGCUUUGAUUGUAGGGAUAAUACUGACGAAAUGAUUGCUAUUGGGUUUGGUGGUCAUACUACUGAUGGAUCUGUUUAUGCAAACCAAGUUACUGUGUUCACAAAUCAGAGAUAUACAUGUGUUAAUCACAAAAUUGAUGAUAUUCAAGGAAGACACAGUCCGGGUAUGGCAGAAUUAGAUGGCUGGUUGUAUGUUUGUGGAGGACUUCAUACUGGUGCUUCUGAUCCAUUAGCUGACUGUAAAAAGUUUGACCUAAAUUCAAAUAAUGGAGCAUGGACUACUACGCUAAACUUGCCUAGAAAACGGAGACAUUUCCAAAUGUUAACUUAUCAAAACUCAAUCUUUAUUGUUGGUGGAUAUGAUCACUGGAAUGGUGGUUCAGGAUGUAUAAAUACAUUGCAUGAGUUUAAUCAUCAAUCAAAUAUAUGGACAUCUAAAGCAAACUUACCAUAUCCAAUUCAUCGUCAUUGUUCUGUUGCUGAUGUGGAAGAGGAUAGAAUAUGGAUGAUAGGAGGUCAUGAAUGUUAUGUAGGAGAUAAAAUGGGAGUAUACUAUUAUUCAGUCUCAAAGAACGAGUGGGUUUUUCAUAGCAACCUUAUUGGAAAUCAACAAGUCAUAGAUCCUAGUUGUGGAAUCAUCAUGAAGACUACUGGAGAGAAAUGGUUGCUUGUUGUUAAAGGUUGAAGAACAGAAGCAGUGAUUUAUUAUGAUCUUUCAACCAAUAGUGGAUGGAAAUGGGCAAGCAAUUUGUAUGGUAAUGGACGCCAAAACUUAGUGGUGAUGAUUACUUUAUCCCCAUUUGAUGCAUUUUUAAUGGGCUCUACAACUACAAGAUACGGCAACAGUCUAAAGAAUAUCUUUGAAUUUAACCAAGAGACAAACAAUUUUGAAGACAAAUACUAUUACCUUCAAAAUGAAAUGAAUGCAGGUUAUUGGACAACUGUUAAAAGAUCUCAAAAUUUCAAAGCUCUUCAAGACUGUGUGUCAAUAAGAGCUUAUGCUGCUGUGUGCUGGGGAGGUCACACAACCUCUGGUUCAGAUUACCCAGACACCUGGAGUGUUCUUCUCAGGGAUAGGUUAAGGAAAGGAGAUCCUCGUCUUCCUGCAACUUGUCACAACAAGAUUCCACCUUUCUCUCCUGGUAGAUUUGCAACUGGUGUUACAGCGGUGGAUUACCUGCUGUUAGUUUGCGGGGGUCAUAACUAUGGAGGUCCAUACCUUAGUAGCUGUUUUUCUCUCAACACUAAUGAGUAUUCUCCUGAAUGGAGCACAAUGGCAAGCAUGCCUAUCAAUAGGGGUUAUUAUGAGUUUACUACCUAUGGUGAUGCAGCAUUUGCAAUUGGAGGUCAUAAUGGUGGAGACCUUACUCAAGUAGACAGAUGGACAACAUCUAAUGGAUGGGAAACAAUGGCAUCUUAUCCUGUACCCAUACAUAGACAUUGUGCUGUGUCUGACCCAGGAUAUGACAGAAUAUAUUCAAUGGCAGGAAAUUCCCGCUCUAAUGCUUAUUAUUAUACAAUUUCUACUAACAGUUGGUCAUCCAUGCCUUCUCUAUACUGGUCAGGGAAUAACAUGGCCUGUGUUAUCAUCAGACGAAGAGCAACUGGGAAUAAAAUUAUUGUGUUGGUUGGAGAUGGCAUUUUGAGACAACAGUAUUUUGAUCUCACUGUUUAUGAGGCAAAUGGAAGUGGAACAUGGAUGACCAUGGCAGAUCCUCAAUACACCUCAUUUUUUUCUGCUAUUGUAUCACUGACACCAUAUGAAAGCUAUGAGAUGGGAGGAAAAACUAACAGACAUGGAUUCUCCACAAGAAACUUGUUCAUGUGGAAUCCAAUAAAUGAGCGCCAUGAAGAUAUUGGUCUAAACCUUGUCCAUCCUCAUUUUCAUGGAGAUUGCACACUUAUACCCGCAGAUGCACAUGUUCUGAAGGGUUGUAGUCUAGGAUAAAUGUUCUGAAGGGUUGUAGUCUAGGAUAAAUGUUCUGAAAGGUUGUAGUCUAGGAUAAAUGUUCUGAAGGGUUGUAGCCUAGGAUAAAUGUUCUGAAGGGUUGUAGUCUAGGAUAAAUGUUCUGAAGGGUUGUAGUCUAGGAUAAAUGUUCUGAAAGGUUGUAACCUAGGAUAAAUGUUCUGAAGGGUUGUAGUCUAGGAUAAAUGUUUUGAAGGGUUGUAGUCUAGGAUAAAUGUUCUGAAGGGUUGUAGUCUAGGAUAAAUGUUCUGAAGGGUUGUAGUCUAGGAUAAAUGUUCUGAAGGGUUGUAGUCUAGGAUAAAUGUUCUGAAGGGUUGUAGUCUAGGAUAAAGAUGUAAAACCUAGAAAAUAUUUUAGAGGUUUGUUUCAAUCUGAAAAGACGACACAGCAAAUUACAAGACGCAACUUUUAAAGAUUUAAAUCUUUUGAUGUAAAAAAAUUUAA
Messenger RNA from Eurytemora carolleeae, 3865 nucleotides. RefSeq lists its product as uncharacterized. NCBI's taxonomy places the organism in Eukaryota, Metazoa, Arthropoda, Copepoda, Calanoida, Temoridae. The record is from RefSeq and is a predicted model, not a curated record. Gene Ontology annotation, molecular function: calcium ion binding; protein binding. Bases 209 to 2140 code for a protein of 643 amino acids. The transcript is spliced from 3 exons.